AUAGAAGCCUGAUAGCAGAAGGCAGCGCAGGGGAUGGACGACCGAGGACAAGGCCAAGAGGUGGGGAGUCUGGCCACGAGGACAUCCGGCUACUACUGAUGAUCUUCUCUUGUUGUUCACUUCACUUGCUACCUACCAGCCUCUUCGUCCAUCUUCACCCCAUCUCUCGAGUUGGUUGCUCGCUUACGAUCUUGAAGUUCGUCGUCAUCACCCUCCACCUGCGACUGAAAAAAAGAGGCCGACUUUCCACCAAUGUCUAUCACCGCCUCGUCUGUGAGCACGAUCUGAUGACACGUAGGCUGGCAGAAAUCGGUGUAGUGCCACACGCAAGUACUGGCACACGGCAUGCUCACCAAGUGCUCGGCGCGGAGCACUGGCACAUGCAAGCACUCACGGCAUGCUCACCUUGACGAUUCCGUUGGAUGUGUCUUGGCAGAGUGUACUUUUCAGAAGGGCAGACUCGAUCCCCCGUCGGUAGCUAGUUUCGUGCGCACCAAUUUCCACUCUAUUCUUCGUAAGCAUUUGCAAGAAGAGCGUCCAAGGACACCCAUCCGCACAGAAACCUUGGUUGUCUUAGCUUAUGCAGUGUCCACCCCACCUCACGUCUCUCAACGAGUUAGCGUUGCUAGCAGCUGGCGGUUUGUGCUUCUGCAUCAUCCGGUUAUCAUCAUCAUCAUCAUCAUCAUCACGAUCAUCGUCAUUAUUGGACGUUUAUGCUUUUGAAUCGUCGGUUAAGUAGCAUCGUCAUCACUCGUGAUUAUCAGCAGCAGCAGCAGCAGCAGCAGGAGGAGGAGGAGGAGGAGGAGGAGGAGGAGGAGGAGGAGGAGCAGAUCAAUCACCAUGUGCCGGUGGACAAUGUACGUCGGGCCGGCCGUUGGGCUGGACGCCGUCCUCCUCAAGCCAUCUCACUCUUCUAUAGAUAUGGCGACAAAGCAUUACAUUCCCCAGAUUCUCGACUCCAAAGCGGAUCUGGUGGAUGUGCUGCUGAAUGCACGACGCAACCACGCCAUCAACCUCGACGGAUUCGGCAUCGGCUGGUACCCGCUUGACUCCCACUCCUCCUCCUCUUCCGCCUCCUCGUCCUCGCCCUCCCAAGCGGCACCAGACUCUGAGGCGAAGGCGAGGGCGCCGCCAAUGCUGUACAAGACAGUGAAGGCCGGCCCAGAAGACGAUCGUCUCAUGGAGUUGGCGCAGACGGUCAAGAGCGGCUGUUUCUUCGCGCACAGCCGCGCCAGCACAACCGGAGAGGUGAUAGUGGAGAACUGCCAUCCGUGGACGUACGGAAGGUUCAUGUGGAUGCACAAUGGCGGGAUCUCGCGAUUCGCGGAGAUCCGCCGUUUCAUGCUGGCGGAGAUGGGUGCAAGGUUCGCGGCGCAGAUCCAGGGGCAGACGGACUCGGAGGCGGCUUUCUUCCUCUUCCUGCACUUCUUGGCGCAGGCGGCUCCGCAGGAGGGGGCCCGCGAAGAACGGCAACCUUGCGACGACGACGAGAGGGCUUUCAUUGAUCCGGAGAUGGCGAUCCGGCUUCCCAGCACGGCAGCGAUGCUGGAGGCGGCUAUGGAGCAGACAGUCCAGUUCAUCGUGAAAUCUGUCAAUCUAGUUUGCCAGGAGGAGGGGGGGGAGCAAGAGACUGGCGGGCCUAAUUGCACGUCGGAGGAGAAGAAGAAGAGGGGGGCCAAGCGGAGGGAGCGGUCCUCGUUGAACUUCGUGGUGACGGACGGGGCGAACGUGGUGGCGAUCCGGUUCAGGGACUCGAGGGUCGAGCCGCCGCCAUCGCUGUUCUACGCGCACGGCAUCAUGCAUCCGCCGUCGAGCAAAGGCGGGUCGCUGGACUUCGUGCCGCCGGAGCCCGGUCGAGAUGGUCUUCUGCGCGCAGCGAUCGUGACCUCGGAGCCGUUAAUCAAUUUCGAGGACGACGCGCACCUUCAAGAGGACUGGCAUCUCAUCGAGGCUAACCACAUGGUCAUCAUCGACGAACGAAGGGACCUCAAGAUGCGGAAGCUGUGCAUAGACUGCGCUGCACUGGUCGAGCACAAGGUGCGACGAUGGGGGCGCAGGUCGAGAGCGGAGGGCACCGCCGACGUUAUCAUCAACAACGGUAAUCUACACCCAGAGAGCGGCGGUGUGCGAGAUGAAGCCGGCCACGCGGAACGGGAGGCUCUGUCUUCUCCGUCUUGCUCCUCUGAAGAGGAGGAAGAAGAAGACGCUGGGCACGGGCAGGAAGCGCCAGGGGAAGCAGCACAAGCUGCUGCCGAUCUGCCCCAAUCGUCGGACGCAGCAGCAGCAGAAGCAUUGUCGACGGCAGAGGAUGCGGUGAAGCUACUCGCCGGGACGUCCUUGGAAACCGCGAUCCGGGUCUCUGCCAUCGCGCCGCCGACUACCACAAUUACCGCCGGGACCGUCUGAGCACCAGCGGCAAGGCCUGAGCUGGGUGAUCGUCACCUUGCAUGCGCCUGGGCUUGAACUGCCGCAACGCAAGUGGAGUUCGAACUCAAUUUUGUAUUUAAUUUAUAAACAGUUCAUGAGUACGUGUAGCACUUCUUUCGGAUGCUCGACCGACCAGUCCUUGAACAGUAGGGCGCCAACGACCGGCUCUUGGGUGUCACUUCACUGUGUAGUAAUGGGUUGCGUCUCUGCGAGAGGGUAAAAACACCGACUGUGUUUAUUUGCCCGAUCGCUGGGAGCGCAGUGUCUUUGUGUUUGAUCCGCUUUCGCCAACGAAUGGCCGACUGACGGGGAGCGGGUAAACGGCGACCGGUCUCGAUCGCGUGACAGACUGGUAGCUCGCUACCGGCGUGACCGUGACAGACUGGUAGCUCGGAAGGACCGUCCAACGGUAGAGCAUGCAUCAAUUAGUGAGUCAUCCAUAGGGUCAGCAAUCAAUCGCGUGAUAGUAUAGAUUAUAAUCGAUUAUUGAGUGAGUCCCUUAUAAUAGGGUCAUCAAUCAAUCGAUCGCUUAUAGUACAUUAUAAGCGAUUAGUGAGUCCCUUAUAGUGUCAUCCAUCAAUCGAUUGCUUAUAGUAGAUUAUAAUCGAUUCGUAGUGAGACCCUUAUAGUGUCAUCCAUCAAUCGAUCGCUUAUAGUCCAUUUUCAUCUCAUGUUUCCCCAACUUCUGAAUCAUCAAUCCAAGUACGACAUCAUCAUCAUCAUCAUCAUCAUCAUCAUCAUCAUCAUCAUCCAAUUUUUCCACAGCUUCAGAAUGCUUAACCGCCUCGUGAUAGAGUACAUCCUCGUGCAAAUUUUCCACUGGCACUUCAAUGUUCUGGUGGCAGUCUCAGCAGUCAGUACACUCGGCCAUCUCAUUACACUUAGACUUAGAGCUCACGAUGGGAUUUCAAUGUUCUGAAGAAGGAAGGGUACAAGCUUGAACUGCUGGAAAUGGAGCAUACAAUGCCAUACAAUGAGACUGCUGCUCGUUAUGUCCUCUUUUAGUCUCGGACUCGAGAAGCAGCAAGAUCGUUACUUUGAAAUUCGCAUCGCGUCAUGCAAAACUUUUACUC
This is a messenger RNA of Chara braunii, 3500 nucleotides long. The record is from the annotation of a GenBank genome assembly. NCBI's taxonomy places the organism in Eukaryota, Viridiplantae, Streptophyta, Charophyceae, Charales, Characeae.